GCUGGAGCAUACGGGCACAUCAUAUCCACAUCCGCGAAUAGUUCUUUUCCCGCCCACAACCUGGCCUCUGGGCCCCUGCCAUGCCUUCGUUCCACGCUCGUAUUCCGCACGCUAGAAGAGGCUACUUUGACGCGCUGCGGCCGGUGCCUUAGCUUCAGACAUCGACUAUCUCUCACCCGUUACCGCCAGUGCUGCUGCCCAGUCCCAGUGGCCGCCACGAUGAAUGGCGACCUGAGUCUGUCGCAGACGCUCGGCGGACUGCGCAUCGCCAACCCAGACGAGGACGACUCGCCGCCGCCCACCCAGCACAGCAACCACGAUGACACGACGUCACCCCCAUCACCGCCCUCGCCGACGCGCGCCUCGUCGUCGAAUACCGUGACCCAGGACCGCCCCGAUCUCCACCCCACGUAUUCCAACUCGCACUAUUCCUACACAGAAGACAACGCCUCGCUACACCCCAGAGACAAUGUCUACCAGAGCUCCCCCUCUGGCUCCCCGGCCGCCUUCCCCUCCCCCCUGGCUGAGACUUCGUCGAUAUCAUCUCACUCGCCGCGCCUCUCCCACCGCCAGUCCAUGCCCCUUCAACACCAGGCCCAGCACCAGCAGCCCUCGUAUCCCCCGUAUGCUGCUGCCCCAUUGCUCCAGCAGCAGCGCAGCCAGGCCCCGACGUCGCAGCCCGCAGGCAUGCGAGAGCGCCCAAUCUCUACGAGCAUGUACCAGCACCCCAACCUCUCGACCUCUUCCACCGCUGCCCCUGGCACCUACAGAUACAACGACGAUGCAAUUCAAGGAGACAUGCGCCGGACCGCCAGUUCGCGUGUCGCGCCCGGAGCCAUGCCAGUGAGGGAGGCUAGCAGACGCGACCCAUACCGCCAGUCUGCCCAGAUGGCCGCCAUGAACGGCCCCCUUCCGCCCCGGAGGAGCUCACGGCGGAUACCCAUGGAUGCCGGAGUAGCCAAUCUAUCAAGCUCACCAUACAGCAUUGAAGGCGGCCCGCUAUCGAGCAGCGAGGAGUGGAAGGAAAAGGGCGCGGCUGUAAGCACCCGCCAGGAUCUGGAUCAGAACGGACGGCCCAUAACGCGCGUGGUGAAGAAAGGCGUCAAGGACUUCAACUUUGGCAGAACACUGGGCGAGGGCUCCUAUAGUACAGUACUGGCCGCUACCGACCGCCAGACACUGCGCGAGUACGCGAUCAAGGUGCUCGACAAGCGCCACAUCAUCAAGGAGAAGAAGGUCAAAUACGUCAACAUCGAAAAAGACACUCUCAACCGACUGACGGAACAUCCCGGCAUUGUCCGACUCUACUACACCUUCCAAGACGAGCGCUCGCUAUACUUUGUCCUGGAUCUGGCGGCGGGCGGAGAACUCCUAGGCUUCCUCAAGAAGAUGGGCACCUUCGACGUUGAGUGCACACGCUUCUACGGCGCGCAAAUACUCGACGCCAUCGACUACAUGCACAACAAGGGUGUCAUACAUCGAGAUUUGAAACCAGAGAACGUCCUGCUCGACGAUGCCAUGCACGUCAAAAUUACUGAUUUUGGAACAGCAAAGAUACUCGAGCAAAAGUCAAAUGGCGUUGGAUCGACAUCGGGCGAUCCAUUGGAAGGGGCACAGUCGGAUCGCGCGCAAUCCUUCGUCGGAACAGCCGAGUACGUCUCGCCAGAACUACUCACAGACAAGAACGCCUGCAAAGCCAGCGACCUGUGGGCAUUCGGAUGCAUCAUCUACCAGCUGCUCGCAGGACGGCCACCGUUCAAGGCUGCGAACGAGUACAUGACAUUCCAGAAGAUUGUGGGUUUGGAGUACACAUUUCCAGAUGGCUUCCCUCCACUUGCAAAGGACCUGGUUGAGCGACUCUUGGUCCUAGACCCAUUAACACGACUGCCCAUGGAGCACAUCAAGAACCACCCCUUCUUUGAAGGGAUGCAAUGGGGCAAGGGCCUGUGGAAACAAAAGGCCCCACGGUUGAAAGCCUACAGCCCGCCCGCGCAGGAGCCCAUCAAGCUGAAUGGUCCCUCGACACCCGCAGCAGCAGCACCCAACCAACCCCAAGCACGACCGAAGCCGCGCCUUAUCACCGAACUGCCCCCUCCCUCCCAGCUCGACAUUGAUUGGUCGCCGGUGCUCACAAAACGCGACGAGCGGAUAUUGAAGCUUGGAAACAUGUUUGUCACACAACACGCCCCUGGACACCCUGUUGGUGGAAAGGAAGAGCCGGUGGAGCAACCUAAGAAGUUCUCGCGCUUCUUCGGUGGCAACACGGUCAAGAAGCGACAACGACUUGUAAUGAUAACGUCCAAUGCACGCGUACUGAUGUGCGCAGCAGGCACGAAUGACAAGAAGUUGAAGGAAGAGAUAUCACUGCUCUCAGCGGGUUGCGCGUGGAGGUCAUUCCAGGAUUCCAAGGGCCUAACGUUCUGGCUCGUUGAGACGAAAGAGAAGCAGUACGUCUUCGAAGACCCCAAAAGUACUACGAGCGACCCCGAUGGCAGCAAGUACUCCAGCCAAGAAUGGCUCGACAGCAUCGAACAAGCACGAGACUACGCCUUUGCGCAAACCAUGACCAACUCGUACUCUGCCGACGUAGGUUUGAACGAGCUCGUUUCAAAUCACACUACCCCGACCAGUACGUUGGGAGGAGACUCCGCCCUCGAGGGCGUCAACAUCCCCGCCUCGCGGCAUGGCCACCUCCGCAAAGAUCAAGGCGAUACUGACUCGAUCAAGGGUAGGAAGCGCUUUAGCAAACGUCAUUCGAAGAACGGAUUGGCCAACUUUUGAAAAUCGUCUUGAAAGGAAGGUCAUGAUUGGGUACAGAUAGCGCGCCUCCGUGUGCUAUCUCAAUACCAACCGACGAUACGUCCAUGUACAUGCGACUUUAUACUCGACCAAGUGCUGCUCAUACAUCCAGCCUCAUCAUCCAGCGUACGGCGUUCUGGCGUCUCCUUUCCUUGUGUCACCAUCAUCCGAUCCAGAUUCAAAUCCAGAUUCAAAUCACCAGCUCCAAAUUUUUCCUUUGUUUUCUCCUCCAAAGUACGGAUUUCCUCUACAAGUACGGAUUUCACUCUACAAGGUACGGCAUUACAAAGAUCUAUCACAAGCGAUAUUGUUGGCUCAAACUAUUGGCAUUUAGCGACUUUGGUAGCAAACUUCUUUCAUUUCGAUACAUUUCGCCGGUAUACUCCGGACAAAGGGUGGUUACUGCUUUCACUACUACCCUUCUUCUUUCUGUGUAGGUUUGUGUUUGGAAGGCGCGUUAGAUUGGGCA
Molecule: messenger RNA, 3268 nt
Organism: Alternaria alternata
Lineage: Eukaryota; Fungi; Ascomycota; Dothideomycetes; Pleosporales; Pleosporaceae
Product: kinase-like protein
Exons: 3
Coding region: 220-2781 (853 amino acids)
Biological process (GO): peptidyl-serine phosphorylation; intracellular signal transduction
Molecular function (GO): ATP binding; protein serine/threonine kinase activity
Source: RefSeq, a predicted model, not a curated record